This is a messenger RNA of Dermatophagoides pteronyssinus (European house dust mite), 619 nucleotides long. RefSeq lists its product as uncharacterized. The record is from RefSeq and is a predicted model, not a curated record. NCBI's taxonomy places the organism in Eukaryota, Metazoa, Arthropoda, Arachnida, Sarcoptiformes, Pyroglyphidae.
ACAAAUUUUCUGUUUUUUUCUUUUGAGUGAAACAAAAAAUGAUUGAACCGAUUCAAUUUACCGAAAUCAAUAAAAUUUCAUUAUUUUCAUUGGAAAAUCGUAUCGAUUAUCAUUUGGAACGUAUCAUGAAACGAAAACGUUUACAAAAUUUCAAAAAUUCGAUAAAUUUUCUCAAUGUUUAUGAACGAAUUUUGGAAUGUUUAUUGGAAAUUAUUAAUUCCACCAAAAAUCUGAUUGAUCGUCGUCGAAAUCUGAUUCAAAAUGGUCAUGAUAUUUGUCAAUUAUUAUCAACAAUCAUUAGUUUAGAUGAACAAAAAUUUCAUAAACAACAAAUAAUUAUUGAAUUGUUUGAUUUUAUCAAAGAAAUUUGUACAAAUCUUGGUCAAUUAAUUUGGGCAUUGAAUUCGAAUCGAGAGCAUAUCCGUUAUGUUUGUAAAGUAUUCAAUGUACCGGAUUUAUUUUUCCAUCAAUCCAUUAUCAAUGGUGAAUGUGGUUGGAUAUCGAUCAAGUUGCAAAUAAUCGAAAUGAAUCAUCAUUGUUCAAAAAUGAUUGUUGAAUGUCAACGAAUUUGUCAAAAUAUUCAUCAUAUGGUGCGAGAAAUUUAUUUUUAAUUUGAAAA